AUGGCCCCAGUCACGCUAAGCACAGUGGAUGACGACCUGAAGGAGGUAAUCCAACACCUCUUCGAGAUCCAAUCCGCCGUCCACGGCUACCUAGGCCCAGAGACUCAAACCGAGCUCGUCAGAAAAAUCAAAAACCUCACCCUCGCCCUCUCCACCCUCUCAACACACACCAAACCCCAGCCCCCGGACCGGGACCCGGACCAGGCCGAACCAAGCACCAGCACCAGCGACGACCCGCUCCUCAGCGACGUCCAACUCCCCCCCGAGAUUAUUGACUAUGUGGACGCGGCGCGCAACCCGGACAUCUACACGCGGGAAUUCGUGGAGCUGGUGCAGCGCGGGAACCAGGAUCUGAAGGGGAAGAAGGAGGCGUUUGCGAGUUUCCGGGAUGUGCUUGCUAGGGAGAUGAGGAGUGCGAUGCCGGAGUGUAGGGGGGAGGUGGAGAGGGUGCUUGCUGCUACGGGGGGAGGGAGUUCACCCUCAGCAGUGAACAGAUAA
Molecule: messenger RNA, 498 nt
Organism: Aspergillus thermomutatus
Lineage: Eukaryota; Fungi; Ascomycota; Eurotiomycetes; Eurotiales; Aspergillaceae
Gene: nut2
Product: mediator complex subunit NUT2
Exons: 3
Coding region: 1-498 (165 amino acids)
Biological process (GO): regulation of transcription by RNA polymerase II
Cellular component (GO): mediator complex
Molecular function (GO): transcription coregulator activity
Source: RefSeq, a predicted model, not a curated record